Molecule: messenger RNA, 545 nt
Organism: Argentina anserina (silverweed cinquefoil)
Lineage: Eukaryota; Viridiplantae; Streptophyta; Magnoliopsida; Rosales; Rosaceae
Source: RefSeq, a predicted model, not a curated record
UCAGAAUGUUGCUUCUUACACCAGCAUCCACUUCACUAUUGUCACACCCAGCAAAUGGUCACAAUGUCACAUACAAAACAAACACAACCAGACUUCACACCCAACUCAAGGUCUUCUCCAUGGUCAAGCAAACCAGUGAAGAAACCGGCAGCACCACCACAGAGAAAAUAGCCAUAGCUGGCGGAUUGGUCUCGAAUCCGGUCAUUGGUUGAUCACUCUACGCCCUCAAGACCACCGGGUGCGGCCCUGCCUCCCGGACCGGUGGCUCCAUUGGUGCACUUGAAGGUGUGAGCUACCUAGCUGUGUUGGGAAUAGUUGGUUGUCUUCCCAAUGGACCAUUUGGAUUGUUGGGUGCCGUUGAGGGUCUGUCUUACUUGUCUUUGCUUGCCAUUUUGGUUGUGUUUGGUAUUCAGUUUGUUCAGCAGGGCUCCCUUCCAGGACCUCUUCCAACUGACCAGUGCUUUGGAUGAAGAUGGAGAUGAUGAUAAUGUGGAUUUUGGGCCACUACAAUUCUAUCUUCUGUUUGUGGCAGUCAUGAUUUUAAA